CAUUCACCACCCCACUGACAACUUUCUUUUUCUCUUGGUCUAAGCAGGGUGUUUGACCUUCUGGCUGGGCUGUGAAUUCCCAGUGCUCAGGCGCCAGCUGUGCUCCUGAUCUCAGAAUAAAUCGGGCUGCUCUGGCCUGGCAGAGCUCAGGUCACGCUUCCUGUCGCGGCCUAGGGGAAGCUGCUGGCCAUAGGGUUCUGGUUGGGGAUUCCUGGAGGAUGGGAGGACGAGGGCGGAGGAGAGGGGACGGGGGGAGCAGGGUAGGGAGCCAGCUGCAGAGGGCGGUGACCGCUCUCGGAGUCCUCGGGGCGCAGUCGGCGGGACAGAGCUAAAUUGGGAGCAGCUGCGGGCCCAGGCCUUCGAGAUGAGGCCGGCGCUCGCCCUGUGUCUCCUCUGUCAGGCGCUCUGGCCCGGGCCUGGCGAUGCGGAGCACCCCACCACGGUGCACGGGGGCGCAGAGCUGCGCGCGGUGCUAGCGCUCCUGCGGGCAGGCCCCGGGCCUGGAGGGGGUUCCAAAGACCUGGUGUUCUGGGUGGCGCUGGAGCGCGGGCGUUCCCACUGCACCCUGGAGAGCGAACCCUUGAGGGGUUUCUCUUGGUUGACCCCCGACGCCGGUGCGUCGGAAAACGACACCCUGCCUUGGGUGGAGGAGCCGCAACGCUCUUGUACGGUGCGCAAGUGCGCGGGACUCCAGGCCACUAGGGGGGCAGAGCCCGCAGGCUGGAAGGAGAUGCGUUGCCACCUGCGCGCCAACGGUUACCUGUGCAAGUACCAGUUUGAGAACUUGUGCCCCGCGCCGCGCCCAGGGGCCGCCUCUAAUUUGAAUUACCGCGCUCCUUUCCAGCUGCACAGCUCCGCGCUGGACUUCAGUCCCCCGGGGACCAAGGUGAGUGCAACCUGCCCUGGGGAGCGCUCUGUCGCAGCCACCUGCGUUGAGGAAGAGACUGGAGCGCGCUGGGACGAGCUCCCCUCUGGCGCGGUGCUCUGUCCCUGCCCAGGGGGGUAUCUCCGUGCUGGCAGAUGCGCGGAGCUUUCUCACUGCCUGGAGGGUUUGGAACACUUUGCCUGCGAAUGUGCUGAGGGCUUCCAGCUGGGAAAGGAUGGACGCUCUUGUGUGACCAAAAGGGAAGGACAGCCAAGCCCUGGGGCGACCAAAGUACCCACCUGGAGCCAGGGGGCCACUGCAGCCAGCCCUACAGUCCAGGAGAAGCCAGGAGAGAGACCACCCAAUGUCACUGGACAGGGCAGUUCCUCAGCAUCUGUUGUGGUUCUUCAGUGGGGACCACGGAGCACGAUAUCUUCCCUUCAGAUAUCCCCUGACGCCGAACCCACAGCCAGGCUCACUCCGUGGGGAAGCAUGAUCCCCACAUUUAAUUCCACUCCUGCCUCGUCCAGGCCCCAGUCUUUUGACUUCUCCUCCACCGUGGUCUCCAUACUUGUAAGCAUAGCAGUGCUAGUGUUGGUGAUCCUGACCUUGACAGUGCUGGGGCUUUUCAAACUCUGCUUUCACAAGAGCCCUUCCUCUGAGCGAAGGAAAGGGUCUUUGGCCCCGCGGGGCGUGGAGAGUGAAGCUGAGCGCUGCAGUUCUGCACACUUCGCGGACCUUGGGGCUAAGGCCAGGGACAGAGGUGUGCAGGGCCGAGCAGAGGACUCCUCGCUGGCAGGGUCCUCUCUUGCCUCCUGGGGCACAUAGGGAAAAGACACAGGCAGUCCUUGUGAACAGACUUUGUCACUUUCGAUGAAAGGAGAGAACUUGUUCGUGGAAAAUCCCCCAUUCUAAAUUCUCUCAGCAGAGGAGCUAAAAUCUUAACAGCAAAUUCACACCCUGGAAUGUGGAAGAGGUGGAAGGGCCUUGGGGCGGUACUGGGGAACAGGGGGUUCUGGGGAAUUCGGAGAACGGAUCGAACAUUUCAAGACAUUGGAGGCAAAGAGAAAAUGACAUAAUUUUUUUAAAGUUUAUUUUUGCCAAAAUGGGGAAAAAAAUCUACCUAUAUUGUUCAGGCUGGGAAUAUAUUGCUUUGGAGUUCCCAGACAAAAAAAUAAAGGAUUUUUGAUAAGACAGACUUAAAUAUGUUUGGCCUCCAAAAGCGGUAGUUAUUUAGCAAGAGAGCAUGCUGGAAAUAACAAGUGGCUGUGGGGCACGCCGGGAUUUCCCAGAGGGGUACAGAUUGCUCUUAGAUGGAGCAGAGAGUCCGUACAACCUUGUGAGGAGGAGAGCUCAUAACUAGUGACUUCUCCCUUGGUUCUUUUGUCCUUUGCUUUCAAAGUAACUCCUACUUUUGUGCUCUGCUGCAAGUCCAAAAUGUAGUGUUGCCAGAGUUUCUGGCUCUAGAAACAAAUUAUAGUUGACCACCAAUUCAGGUAUGAACUCUGUGUCCUUGUUCAAGGCAACACAUGAUUUGUGCUUUCCUCGCCAUUGUUUGUGCUCUCCAGUGUAAUGACCUCCCCCCAACAGAUCACCUUCUGACCAUCCAGAUGCUGAUCCUCACUUCCAAUUCUACUGAUGUUAGUUCUCAAUUAAAACGUUAAUGCUAAGUAUUGAUUUGAAAUCUUCUGGGUGCAUUAAGUCUGAGUUUCUUCCAAGGUUGUUAGAUUCUCGUGGCCUUUUUAAUCCAUAAAAAGAAAAAAUCUUCAAUGCCAAGUCAUUUCCCUUUCUUCCUAAUAAGUGUGUUCAGUGACAUGUUCAUCUCAGAAGGAUCACAAUCUAACAAGAGUCUACAAGGGAAGGGCAUGGUAAACAGAUUUCCCUAAGAAUUAAUAUUAUAAGAAAGAAAUGAUACAAUCUAUCAUCUUGUUAUGAUUUUGGAUAUUAGAAAGCAAUCAAAGAGGAAUAGCCCUAUGAAAAAUAAUACAUGAUGAAAAUCAUGAUCUAGUGGUCUCAAGGUGCCUAAAAACAUCCCACUUUUAUUAGUAUGCUAAGAUUUGAGUAUUAGAGAUUGGUGCAUGGAGAGAAUAAAUAAGUUUAGAAAUGGGAAAGAACAAAAAGGAAAAAGCAUAUGCUUCAUUUUCAUAGAAUCAUUUUGAUGUUCCUGUGUACAGUGUAUACAGCGGAGGGUGGAAUUA
Messenger RNA from Fukomys damarensis (Damara mole-rat), 3063 nucleotides. It is a transcript of the gene Clec14a, whose product is annotated as C-type lectin domain containing 14A. Lineage: Eukaryota; Metazoa; Chordata; Mammalia; Rodentia; Bathyergidae. The record is from RefSeq and is a predicted model, not a curated record. Gene Ontology annotation, cellular component: external side of plasma membrane; extracellular matrix. The transcript is spliced from 2 exons. Gene Ontology annotation, biological process: cell migration. The coding region runs from base 365 to 1693 and encodes 442 amino acids. Gene Ontology annotation, molecular function: extracellular matrix binding; extracellular matrix protein binding.